AAACAAGCAGAGAGAUAGAGAGAGAAUAUACAGAAAUGAGCAGGUCGAGCUCGAGCAUGGCCACCGUCCUCGUGGUGUUGAUGGUCGUCAGCACCGGCGGCUUAUCCCCACCAUGUGCGGCCGCAGCGAAGGAGGAGAAGCCAGUGGUGGUGCUGCCACCAGCGGCGGCGCCAGGGGAGGCGCCCUUCGCGGAGGCGGCAGCGUUCGUCCGCUCCUGCUGCGAAACCGCCCUGCCGGCCGAGCGCGACGCCUCCAGCUUUUGCUACGACGAGCUGCUCCCAUACGCUGACUCCUUCGGAGGCAACCAGGUGAAGGUCACCGAGGUGGCCGCCACCAUCCUGAGCAACAACCUCUCGGCCUACCUCGACGAGUUGCGCAAGGUCCAGGACGGGGCCGGCAAGGGGGACCAGAACCUGAUGGCCUGCGUCGAUGGCUUUACCGAUGCCACCAACGUGAACAUCACCAAGGAGGCGCUGGACAGCCUCGGCCGUCUUGCCGCCGCCGGAGAUGGCAAGCGCAGCAAGGAGGAUCUGGAGAAUGUGCAGAAGUGGAUCAAAGGGGUGGACAAACACUACGUCGGAGGGAACGCGGCUGGGUCCGAUUGCGAGACAGGUUACCUGUACACUUAUAAUGAUGAUCUCCCCGCUCAGGAAACCCUUGGAAAUUGUCUCUACACUGCCAGCUCCCUCAUCAAUCACAUAAAGCUUUAAUAAAUCAAGCUAUAUUUAUAGCCUUCCAUGCAUGCUCUCUAGCUACCUACUAAGUAGAAGUACAUUAUUUUAUUAAUUAUACUUGUUAAUUACCAUGAUCGAUUAGUGGUGUUAUCCAAGAUUUUUGGUAACAUUUUUUUUUCUCAAUUUUCCAUUUCAUAUAUUCCCAACUCUCAAUUCUACAUUAUAUAUCAUUUUUUCAUUCGACUUCAUC
Molecule: messenger RNA, 924 nt
Organism: Oryza sativa Japonica Group (Japanese rice)
Lineage: Eukaryota; Viridiplantae; Streptophyta; Magnoliopsida; Poales; Poaceae
Source: RefSeq, a predicted model, not a curated record